AUGGAGUAUAAAGGUCAAUUCGACGAGAAUAAGCCGGUGAAGGAGAAAAAGUCGAAGCCGAACGCCCACGUGAAGUGGGGCGAGGAUGUGGUGGUGGAAGAGAGCUACAGCAAAAGCAGUAGUGAUGUCUCGCCACCCAGGGUCUCCGUUUAUCACAGAAUAUCGGAGUCGAGCCACGCCAGCGAUUCUCCCACCCAUGGGGAUCGCCGAUAUUACACAAAACAACCAGGCGUGACCAGACAUGUUGAAACUGCGCGUAGAGGCAGCAUCGAGAUGCGAGCGUCUCCAGCGGGUGGUGGGAAACACGGCUAUCGAAACAUAGCCAUCGGGCCAAAGCACGAGGAGCGCAUUGCCAGAACCGAAUCGAGGACGUCUUCGAGCUCUGGAUCUCCGCCGAAGCGUGAAUGGUCGAAGACGAGUGGCGAAACGGAAGUUAUCCCACUUUUACAAACUCAGCAGCGAGGCAAAAGGCCGCCAUUGAGAACACAUAAAAGCGUCGACUCAACAACGCUAACCGAUUCCCCGGUGUUAUCCCUGGCGCCCGGGAGGCGAAGAUCAAGCCUGGGGGCUGAAGAGCAUAGUAUAUCCCCUAUUGUACAUACUACACGGACCACUGCAGUAUCCGUCACCGAAAGAACAUUCCGCGUCGACUCUCCGCAUCACGUCGUCAAAAAAAUCUCGAUUACCUCCACUGGAAACCCGUUUAUCGUA
Mesorhabditis spiculigera is the source of this 711-nucleotide messenger RNA. Lineage: Eukaryota; Metazoa; Nematoda; Chromadorea; Rhabditida; Rhabditidae. The record is from the annotation of a GenBank genome assembly.